AAAGUUUGCAAAAUUUUCGGAAUACUGGCCGGUGUGCAGUUCGAUUCUUGAUUACGCGCUUACGGCGCGCCAGGCACGCACGUUGGAGCGUGCAGGUGACUGCUGGUGACAACGCGCUGUUACUGCCGCGAGAAGUAAGAGCGUUCCCAAGAAAAUUAUGCCACGACCACCGUCCACUGAUCGUCACGAACGAUCGUAUUUAUUUUCGAGGAUCGCUCCGACCUGUUGAAUGAAAUAAACUCGGUGAAACGCAUCGAGAUGAGGUUAUGAUCGAGGAAUGUAAAUAAUAGAAGAAAAAUUAAAAAGAAGAAACUCUUGGAGGGAGAGACUCUUGUCCGAAUAGAUGUCUGAAAGUUGGAUCUGCGCGCCGCACGUCCGCGAAACUUAGGGGUUCUACGUUUACAGAUGUAAAGAGAGAUCUAUCUGCCGCGAGGUAUGCCUCAGCCGCAGCAUGUGAAAGCUUGCGCGAGGCUCGUGAAACAGGUGUGCCCGCUGGCGACGUUGAUAUGCACCGUGUUCGUCGUCGCGAUCACGAUUUACAUCAGCCAGAAGGUCUCGCCGGUCUUCGUCUUCCUCUGCGCGCAGGUCUACCUGAACUGGUACUCGGUGUACAGCAUCAGCCGUAAGUCGAGUCCGAUGAGGGUGAGGGAGAUACAGAGCAAUCUGUGCAGCGUGGUCACCCAGCAGCAGCAGCAGCGCAAGCACGAGCAGCACGAUGGCGCGCAGCCACCGGCGCACAACACGGCCUACAAAUUCUGGCACUGCGAGAGGUGCCAGAGUUACAUGUGCAAGCCGACGCAGCACUGCGUCUUCUGCCGCAAGUGCUUCCACUUCCGGGACCACCACUGCUUCUUCCUGGGUGCCUGCGUGCUCCGCCAGAACAUGGGCAACUUUAUACUGUUCUGCUUCUACACCUCGCUCACGUGCCUGUACACCCUGUGCGUGCUGGGCCCAUACAUGUACGAGAACAUCAAUCACAUAGUGAAGAGCGACGCGGAUUACUUCAAUAUAUUCCUCAACUUUUGCUUCCCCGUCGCGCUGGCGAGGCUGCUGCACUCGCGGGACAGCUCGAGUAUACUCCUGGUCACCAUGUUCGACACGCUCAUGUCGAUCCUGUGCAUCUGCCUGGUGCUCGGCAUCUGGAAGUUGCACAGCUGCCUGACCGGCAAGCAGCGCUACGUCAAUGUGACGGGGCGGCAGAGUCUGAGGGAGAUCUUCGGCAGCUACGGCCUCUCGAAUAUCAUUUUCCCGUACAACGGGCUCAUAGGCACGCGAGACAUCAACGGCAAGUACGAGCUGAAGGAGGUCUGAGGCCGGUCGGGCGAAUUACGCUCUCGGGAUUAAAUCGAACACGCGUACUUCUUUAUUAUGUACUUACGUAGCAAUAAAUACAGUCAUAUGUACAACAU
Molecule: messenger RNA, 1409 nt
Organism: Vollenhovia emeryi
Lineage: Eukaryota; Metazoa; Arthropoda; Insecta; Hymenoptera; Formicidae
Product: palmitoyltransferase ZDHHC22-like
Exons: 2
Coding region: 436-1311 (291 amino acids)
Biological process (GO): protein targeting to membrane; peptidyl-L-cysteine S-palmitoylation
Cellular component (GO): endoplasmic reticulum; Golgi apparatus
Molecular function (GO): protein-cysteine S-palmitoyltransferase activity
Source: RefSeq, a predicted model, not a curated record